This is a messenger RNA of Sinocyclocheilus rhinocerous, 3201 nucleotides long. It is a transcript of the gene arhgef9a, whose product is annotated as Cdc42 guanine nucleotide exchange factor (GEF) 9a. NCBI's taxonomy places the organism in Eukaryota, Metazoa, Chordata, Actinopteri, Cypriniformes, Cyprinidae. Gene Ontology annotation, molecular function: guanyl-nucleotide exchange factor activity; protein binding. The coding region runs from base 113 to 1891 and encodes 592 amino acids. The transcript is spliced from 11 exons. The record is from RefSeq and is a predicted model, not a curated record.
GGAGAGGAGGGGGUGGAUAUACACGAGCUGAAUAGAGGUCAUGAAAGCGCGAUGUGACAUCUCGACAACGUGAAGUAUUCUUCGUGUUAUUCACCUGGGAGGCUGCGAGUUAAUGGACGCUCCCCCUCACGCCGCUAUCCGUCCGCCCGCGCGGAGAGACUCGCACCGUUCCAGUGCUAUGGAAACGGGAGAGAUGGAGCAAGCGCUCGACAGAGGGGGAUACCCGGCACCUCAGCGCUGCCUCGGGCAUUUGAUCAGCGGGGGCUCUGUAGUGAAUGCCGAGGCAGUAUGGGACCAUGUGACCAUGGCUGACCGGGAGCUGGCCUUCAAGGCUGGCGAUGUCAUCAAGGUGUUGGACGCCUCGAAUAAGGACUGGUGGUGGGGUCAAAUCGACGAGGAGGAGGGCUGGUUUCCUGCCAGCUUCGUCAGGGUGGAGUCCCACCCCCCUCAAACCAAACAGCUUUUUUAUAUCAACCCUGUCGCUGCAUCACGCUUCACAAACACCACGGCUAAGUUAUGGGUAAAUCAGGAGGAAAACAGCGUAGUCGAGGUUGCCGAAAGCUCCAGCGAGGUGCAGAAUGGCCAUGCAGAGGCCAGUCCGAACCCCAGCACCGACUGCUUGUGUCUGGGCCAGCCCACUCAGAACCGGGACCAGAUGAGGGCCAAUGUCAUCAAUGAGAUCAUGAGCACAGAACGACAUUACAUCAAACACCUGAAGGACAUCUGUGAGGGGUAUCUCCGUCAGUGUAAAAAGAGAAGAGACAUGUUUAACGACGAUCAGCUGAAAGUGAUCUUUGGAAAUAUCGAAGAUAUUUACAGAUUCCAGUUGAGCUUCGUCAGAGACCUGGAGAAACAGUUUAACACGGAAGAACCUCAUCUCAGCGAGAUCGGACCUUGCUUUUUGGAACACCAAGAUGGAUUCUGGAUCUACUCGGAAUACUGUAACAACCACGUUGAUGCCUGCAUGGAGCUCACACGUCUCAUGCGAGACGCGCGAUACCAGCACUUCUUCGAAGCUUGCCGAUUGGUUCAGCAGAUGAUCGACAUCGCCAUUGAUGGCUACCUGCUCACACCAGUCCAGAAAAUCUGCAAAUACCCUCUACAGCUGGCAGAGUUACUGAAAUACACAGUACAAGAACACAGUGAUUAUCGGUAUGUGGCUGCUGCGCUAGCUGUAAUGAGAAAUGUCACUCAGCAAAUCAACGAACGCAAACGAAGGCUUGAGAACAUUGACAAAAUCGCCCAAUGGCAGGCCUCUGUACUGGACUGGGAGGGUGAGGAUAUUCUGGACAGGAGCUCAGAGCUUGUGUACACUGGGGAGAUGUCCUGGAUAUAUCAACCAUAUGGGCGCAGCCAAACCAGAAUCUUCUUCCUAUUCGAUCAUCAGAUGGUCCUCUGUAAGAAGGAUCUCAUUCGCCGUGAUAUUCUCUACUAUAAGGGUCGGAUUGACAUGGAUCGAUAUGAGGUCAUUGACGCAGUCGAUGGCCGAGAUGAUGAUUUUAACGUUAGCGUGAAAAACGCCUUCAAACUGGCCAACAGAGACACAGACGAGAUCCAUCUGUUCCUGCCCAAAAAGCUGGAGGAGAAAAUCCGUUGGCUUCGGGCGUUUCAAGAGGAAAGAAAGAUGGUCCAGGAAGAUGAGAAGAUUGGGUUUGAAAUCUCUGUAUAUCAGAAGAAACAAGCCGCCUUGACCGUUAGGAGAGUCACCAAACAGAAAGGUGUGGGCCGGUCAGGCCCCCCAGCGCACCCACCUCCUUUGGACCCCAUGAACCCCGGGAAGUACCUCCUCCCUGACGGCUACGGGCAGGCGGACGGAUAUGAAUACGAGCCCAAACGCAGCACAUCUCCCUUCUGGCAGAACUUCAGUCGGUUAGCUCCCUUUAAAAAAUAGAACACACAUCCACCAGGGGUCGGAUACACCAGCCUCUGUAUACUUGGAAAAGCACUAUUCUACGUAAGAUACACCUGCGGGACUUGAGGAGGACCGACACACACACAAACUACCGGAGAGAGGACGGACCUCACUUUACUGGAGUUUACCAGGCGUAUUACUUUUACUGGGGUUAUGGGGACACCUUGCUGGGCUGGCUGCACUGAAUACUGCACACGACAUGUAAUUCACCGAAAAAAUCACGCAAACGCACACGCAAAACAUACAUUUUAUUCCUCGGCACUCUCUUUUUAGAGAGGUUUUAAAUGAUGAAAUAUGGAAAAUCUCUUAUGGUUUCUUCUUCUCUAUACAAAUCGACAGAUAGCGAAUUUUCACCGUUUGAAGCACUAAACCACGGUAAUGACUCUUGCUCUCUAGCGCCGCCCUGGUGUUCCUCCGUGCACUGUGACUAUUCGGGGCAUUGUCUCUCACCCAAUCUCUCUUUUUCUCUCUCGAUCUCAUACUCCACAUUAUCACGUGUUUUUCCAACAGUUUCAAGUCUGGUCAAAGCUGAAGAUUUUUUUUUUUCCUGGACAAUUUCUCCUUGGAUGGAACCUGCUGCACUCUUUAGUUUGUUUUGCAUGAGAUUCAGUUCAUUGCAGGUAUUUUUAUUUGUGUAAUUCUAUUCGUACGGGUCUCAAAGAACAGUGGAUCACGGUCUGCAAAUUUGUCGCGCAAGUUGCUUACACUGGUCACGGUCUACUGGAAAUACGGAUAUUGGAACAACUUUGACAUUCAGAGAAACCUUCAAUCAAUCGAGUUAAAAGUCAUUUUGGUUUGUUGGAGCCUUUAGAUACCUUGAUUAAACUACAGACCAGAGAAACCUGAAGGAGGAACUGUUUUGCUCUGAACAGUGGACCUCUGUAGCGUGUUUACGUCAGAGCCUUGUUUCUCCUGAGGUCUCGGUCUUGGUUUCACCAUUGUUUCCUCUCUCCCGUCAUAAGUGCAAUCUGACAGAAGACCGGAAAACCUAAAAAAAAAAGUAAUAAUGCCACCUCUGAGCCCUGCCUUCAUUUUAUGAGGAAUGAUACUUGGACCAAGGCAACUUUAAUCCUGCUGAUCAACUUCAUAAUGACGUGCCAAUUCAUCUCUAACAUGCCAAAAUAGUCUGGUUGGCAAAAACAGGUGCAUUGACAUGUGCAAAUGCCAACCCCUUGAGCUGGUACCCCGCCAUGUGACUUCUCAGGCGAAAAUUAAGUCAGUGAAAUUUGGUUAUCGCUGCUAGGAUUAGCAUGACAUAGCGUUUCAGUUUUUUUAUUUUUUUAUUUUUU